Messenger RNA from Neogale vison (American mink), 6050 nucleotides. It is a transcript of the gene GNA13, whose product is annotated as G protein subunit alpha 13. Bases 109 to 1242 code for a protein of 377 amino acids. The transcript has 4 exons. Gene Ontology annotation, cellular component: brush border membrane; heterotrimeric G-protein complex. NCBI's taxonomy places the organism in Eukaryota, Metazoa, Chordata, Mammalia, Carnivora, Mustelidae. Gene Ontology annotation, molecular function: GTPase activity; D5 dopamine receptor binding; guanyl nucleotide binding. Gene Ontology annotation, biological process: Rho protein signal transduction; adenylate cyclase-activating G protein-coupled receptor signaling pathway. The record is from RefSeq and is a predicted model, not a curated record.
GCCGCUGCGCUCCCCGCCCUCGAGCCUCGUUGCAGGAGCCGCCCGCCGCCCGAGGAGGAGGUGGAGGGAGCCGGAGGGGCCCGCCGAGGCGGCGGCGGCGGCGGCAAGAUGGCGGACUUCCUGCCGUCGCGGUCCGUGCUGUCCGUGUGCUUCCCGGGCUGCGUGCUGACGAGCGGCGAGGCCGAGCAGCAGCGCAAGUCCAAGGAGAUCGACAAAUGCCUGUCCCGGGAGAAGACCUACGUGAAGCGGCUCGUGAAGAUCCUGCUGCUGGGCGCGGGCGAGAGCGGCAAGUCCACCUUCCUGAAGCAGAUGCGGAUCAUCCACGGGCAGGACUUCGACCAGCGCGCGCGCGAGGAGUUCCGCCCCACCAUCUACAGCAACGUGAUUAAAGGUAUGAGGGUGCUGGUAGAUGCUCGAGAGAAGCUUCAUAUUCCGUGGGGAGAUAACUCAAACCAAGCCAACGGAGACAAGAUGAUGGCUUUUGACACCCGAUCUUCCGAUGCGUCCAAGGGAAUGGUGGAAACUCAAGUUUUUUUGCAAUACCUCCCUGUUAUAAGAGCAUUAUGGGCAGACAGUGGUAUACAGAAUGCCUAUGACCGGCGUCGAGAGUUUCAACUGGGUGAAUCUGUAAAAUAUUUCCUGGAUAACUUGGAUAAACUCGGAGAAGCAGAUUACGUUCCCUCACAACAAGAUAUCCUGCUUGCCAGAAGACCCACCAAAGGCAUUCAUGAGUACGACUUUGAAAUUAAAAAUGUUCCUUUCAAAAUGGUUGAUGUGGGUGGUCAAAGGUCAGAGAGAAAACGGUGGUUUGAGUGCUUCGACAGCGUCACGUCAAUACUUUUCCUUGUUUCCUCAAGUGAGUUUGACCAGGUGCUGAUGGAAGACCGACUGACCAAUCGCCUCACAGAGUCUCUGAACAUUUUUGAAACAAUCGUCAACAACCGGGUUUUCAGCAACGUCUCCAUAAUUCUCUUCUUAAACAAGACAGAUUUGCUUGAGGAGAAGGUGCAGAUUGUGAGCAUCAAAGACUACUUCUUAGAAUUCGAAGGGGAUCCCCACUGCUUAAGAGACGUCCAAAAAUUCCUGGUGGAGUGUUUCCGGAACAAACGCCGGGACCAGCAGCAGAAGCCUCUGUACCACCACUUCACCACCGCCAUCAACACGGAGAACAUCCGCCUCGUCUUCCGCGACGUGAAGGAUACCAUCCUUCACGACAACCUCAAGCAGCUCAUGCUACAGUGAUGCACACAGACACUGGCCGUGUAAUACCUUCUGUCCUUUGAUUGUUUUCUGUUCGUUUUGUUUUUUUAAAAUAGCAGUUUACAACAGGAAUUAGAAAAAUCUGGAUUCUAAGUUUAACUUCUUGGAAAUCUUAGUCCCCCUCCCGCGGACUCGGGUUUGUGGCCGAAAGCUGCUGAGUGACACACACAUCGCCGAAACCUGUUGACGUUCAGCCUUUGAUCUGUUGCACUGUGGCUUCCCUCUGAGGGGUUUUAGCUUCCUGCCAAGCCUCCGACUGGGGAGAGUUCGGGCUCCAGCUUCUCCCACUUCUCCAGCUGAAUUCUGUAGUGCCAAGUUCCGAAGGUGUCCUCGAAGCCUUAUUGGUAUGAGGUUAAGGACAUUCAGUUCCAAAAAAAGCAAGACCCCUUCUCUCUGCCCCGCGCCCGGCAGCAGUCCUCGUGCCUAGCUUGAGGGUGACCUUGUUUGAAAGGGCGUCAGGGCUGUCGGAAAAAGGUUCGACCUAAGGACUGGCAUUCCGUAGCUGUACACAGAUUUAGCCUUCGUGUUGUUUUUAAUUGCUUAUAUAGCGACAGUUGAUUAGUUUGAAAAUUUCUGUGGUUUCUGAAGGUAAUGUUCUUGGUGUUUUACAGUUUACAUAAGGAUUCCUAGUCUGAUGCUCGUGGAGUUUCACAAAUGGUACAGGGCAGGGGGAGGGGAGCAAGAGGAGAGCCAGUGCCCUACAGAGUGUUGGAUGCAGAGGAAUGAGUUGAAUACAAUGUGCCCUUUUCAUACUUAAAUUUCAUGUCAUAAAUGUGCCACACGUGAGGCAUUCUGGCCAUAGCUGCAACUAUAAAAAUUACAAAUCAGUUGAUAACAGAGCUUUCUGAAUAAAACAUACUCCUUCCAGGGCGUUACGUGCUUUACGCUCAGACUUGUUCAUCCUGUCUCGGGGCCUUCAGGUCCUCGCCGCAGAGAAGCACUGUUGUACCAUCACAGACAUCUUUCUGUUCUCCCGUCUGUUCCCAUCAACUCCAACUGUGGCAUGCAUAGGAGUUUUUGUUUCUUUGGAGCUUGCCAGGGGCAGUAUUUUCCUGUCAAACGACUCAAGAAGGCAUGAUUUGAGAUUCCUGUCCAUGUGUCUCUAAAAGAUACAUGUUUCUAUCAUUAUUGCUAAUGAAAUUCUAGCUUUAUUGAGGUACAUUUUGAAUGUCUUGAAGAUACUUCUAAGAACAAGUAGUGAUUUUUUUUAGUUCACACUGAAAGAUGGUUACAUUUGACCUCUCCUCAGCACAUACGAGAUGAACGUGUACCCUUGAGGACAGAUACGGUGGUGGUGGACUCAUCAGAGGGGCUCCUUUGCAGUACUAGGAUAGUGCCUGCUAGGUUGGGUGUGGUGUGAGACCCGGACUAGGGAGGCAAACGCCCCAGCCUGGGGCCAGUUGGGAAGAUCGGGCAGCUUCUCUCCUUUUUCUGGAAAUUGGGAUUAAGACUGUGAUGUCUGUCACUUGACUGUAGAGCUGUGUUCUCAGGCAUUCUGUUGGCUAGAAAGUCCUUGAAAGAUUGGUCAACACUACGGAUCACGCAGCCUUUCCAAGACGCAGCUCUUGGUCUGUCUGGUGUCUAGUGCCAGAGAGUAGGGCUUUCCAAGGAACUAACCAGGGAUUGUUCUUAACCGUUCCUGACUUUUCUUGCAUUUGAAGUUCCACCAUCAUUUUAUCCAUAAUAACUUUCAGUGUGUCCAUGCCUUGGUCAUGCACGAGCUACAGACCUGUAGCCCAGCAGCCUAAAGCAAGUCUUCAUAGUACACAGCUCACACGUGUUUGAAUACUUCUACAUCCAGUGCUUCUUGCCAAAAAGAAUACAGUGUUUAAAUUCACAAAUUAGAGCAACAUCAGUGCUCGUGGAUAUCGGAAUGCGAGCACAGUAACAUUUGGACUUUCUGCUGGAGAGUCUGUGCACAGAUUGCACAACUAGUUGAAUUGAAUGACCCAAACCAUUGCACUCCAGUGAAGGCUCAGGUUCCCGGUACAAAGAGGAAACUUAGUCUUACUCGAGUUGUGUUUAAGAUCUGUGAUAAGAACCGGAACCACUGCCUGACAGCAGCAGUCACCAAGUUGUCCCUUUCGACUACCACCAAGGCAUGUCAAAACACCAGAUAGGUAAGGCAUUAUUCUGGGUGUUUGUGAUUCUCCUUCCUGAUGUUUGGGAUGUCUCAACGUUCUUUUAAAAUAAAGUUUAGACCAUACUUUGAGGCAGCAGGUUACUUCUCCUUAAUGGCAGGCUUGUUUAGACAGUGGAGGUGUGAGGCUCAGUCUGAAGGCUGUAGCUCACAUGUUUUAUAGACUGUAUUUUAAAACCAUUUGAAGGAGUCUUAAUACCUGUAUUAUGAAAACUAGCCUUUUGAAAUACCACUGUAUGAAGAAGGAGAUGGAACUUAGUGAACCAAAUUAAAAAGGUGCUCAUGGCUUUCACCACGCUAGUUUCCCCUCAUCUCUAAAAAAAAGUGGCUUAAAGUUGUUCGGUCUUUUUGCUUUUUUAAAUCUUAAUCAAGUUCAUGAUUUGGAAUAAAAUGUGCCUAAUUCUCUAUUACAUUGUGUUUCUCAAUUCAAAUGUCUUCUUGUUGAAUUCUUAAGAAAUGUCACAAAAGUGCCCUCAUUGGCCUCGAAGAAAUGUAUAAUAUACAGAGUUGCCUUAUAAAUCAAAGAAUGCCACGAAUUUGGGCCCUGAUUUUCAUAGGGAAAAGGUUUUGCCAAAUGUUUUCUGAGGAUCCACACCAUGGAAGUCUUGCCUCUGCCACUUAAAUACUGUGUUUUUGGUAACCCGAAUCGUUGCUUUCUGCCGACCAGCGUAUGACUUUGAGGUCUUCACUCCAGUGUUACCGUGUGGCAGAGGCACCGGGUAGCUGGAGAGCAGCCGAGGUGGGGGAGGCAGCCCGGACCACCCGUGUCUGUUCUGUUUUCUUGGAAGUUGCACCGGCGUGACCUAGGCUGGGAAGCUCCGCUGGUGAACCUCUCAAGUUGAGGUUGUUUAGGGAAAUCCUUUUUCAGCUGGUGGCAGUGAUUGGUUUCAAGUAGAAGGAAGUCAGAGUAUGUCAAUCCCAGAGAUGAUGAGAAGUAGUGAUUUCGAUGCAACGGAAAUUGUACGCCCCUGCCAUUUUUGUGUAAGAGAGAAUGAGUAAAUCUGAACUUGCAGUGUGGACCCGAGUACUUGUAUUUAUGCUUUUGACAAAAAUGUAUUUUCAGCCUUAGUACACAUAUCCGGUUAUGCCUUAUUUAUGUGAAGAAUGAAGUUAUCCCAGUCCUGUUCUGUUAUGUUCUGAAAUUCAAAUGACUAUUGGAGAAGGCCUCAAAUUGGUGCUUUCAUUAUGUAAUGAUCCAUUUAGACAAAACCCCAAACCAAGCCAUUUGGAACAAGUUUCUCUCCAUUGCAAUUUGUAGCAAUGUUAUUUCUGUCUGUGUAAUAAGAAGGCUAAAGAUCAGUGUUAACUCUGAAUUUCUUGUUUGAAUCCAUGAAAUCAUGCCUGUAAAAGCUCAGUCAAACAUUUGUAACAAACUCCCCAAUAAAUCUAGAGAAAGUCGCUCUGUUACCUUUUUAUUGCUUUUAGUUUAAUUGAAGGAAUCCAGCACAGAAAGUUUGCACGGGUGUUUUCCAGUCGGAAGUUUGACUUCGUCCUGGGUCACUUUAUGUCGCUUUCCCGUCAUUUCUCCGUUGGACAUGCACGGGGUGUGCCGCUUCCCUCUAAGGACUGAUUUUCUUCCACUGAUAGGGUGCAGCCUGCCCUUUCAGCCUAGUAAAGCAUGAGGACCGGGGAUUGCACGGGAGCGGGUGUGGAUGAGUCUCCACAGUCCAAGUGAGGCGGAUGGUAUGAUCCUUACCCAUUAUCUUAUGGUACGAGGUUAGGGCUUCAAAGGUUUAUACUAGAAACUAAAGUCGAGGUCUACACCUGAACAUUUUAAACAGGUUGGACUUUAUGGUUUUUUUCAAGUCCCAUCAAGGCCAUGUCAGCCUUAGGCUGGUGAGUGGUUAUAACAACAUUUGAAGUAGUGUGUGUACCAUUAUCACUCCUGUGUCUGUACUUGAAUGUAUAGUUAGCCUGUAAGGGGACAUACUCAUUCUUGUGGCAUCCAGGUCUAACCGUCUGAUUUCCAAUGCCAGAGCUUAUAUGGAACAGAAAGUGAAUGAUGGGGCACGGUUUCCUGGGUUGAUGGCAGGUUUGGGGACCUAGCCAUAUCUGUUGAGAAAAAAAUUUCCAGCUCAAAGUAUGCUAGGACCCAUAUGCGUACAUUUUCAUUGUGGAAGUGGUGAUAGGAAUAUGCUACUUCCUGGGUAUCUGAUUUGGGCUUGUAUUUAGAAAGCUUGUUCAUGAUAUUUCUUGCCAUAGUAAGUGAUCCAUCUGUCCUCGGUGACGCCCAUUUGAUGGUACCAAGGGGGAUCAGAAAGGGGGCGGGUAGGGAUUAAUUCUUGGAAGGUAUAUGUAACAAUGCAACAAACUAUACCAUUUACUCUCUCCUUUACCUCUUACUUGAAAGCAGAAUGGCAACAUGUUUUAAAUGGCUUUUCUGUACCACUCUACCUGAGAGCUCAUUUACCACAAGAAGCCUUAUCCGAAAGUAUAUUUUGUAACAACCUCACAGAUGCUGUACCCAACAAAACAUGAUUUGUAUUAGCUUUGUAUAAAAGUAUUUGUGGCUUGGAUUUUUUAUACGUAUUAUAUCUUUUUAUAACUUUCCAGGAACUAAGAAGCACGUUAUCUGAUAUUGUACAUUUUUUUUCCUGUCAGUGCUUUAGUUCAGGAUUGGCAAUAAAUUAUUUCUAAAGGAGAUCUGAAA